Molecule: messenger RNA, 941 nt
Organism: Rubroshorea leprosula
Lineage: Eukaryota; Viridiplantae; Streptophyta; Magnoliopsida; Malvales; Dipterocarpaceae
Source: the annotation of a GenBank genome assembly
UUGUUUUCCCUCCCCUUCCAAAACAAUUGUCAAUGGCUGAUGAAGACUCAGUGCCUUACAUUAACAAUGCGCUCUUUGCUAGACAGGAGCCUGUUCUGAAUUCCUCAAAGUAUACUGCUGCUGAUGUUCGCAUUAUGAGUGCUGGUAUAAUGUUUCUCAUUCUUCUAUACAGAUUUUCAAUUAGUAUCAUCUCUAAAUUGAAGUGGCAUUUAACUUUUCGAAAGAAGCAUUCAGUAGUGUAUGGUGAUUAUUGUUUUCUCAGGAAGAGAGAAACAAGAGUCGCAAACUUGACCCGUAUGAUGACAAGAGAUCGAAAGAAAGAAGCAGAGAUCAAGAGAGAGAAUCAAGUCGGGACCGAGACCGAGGAAAUAGCCGUGACUGAGGCAGCAAUUAUGAUCGUAGGAGCAGAGAUUGUGACAGGUAUAGUGAUCGAGAUCGUGAUAAGGAUUAUGAGCGCUCUCGAACUUAUGAUUCUAGAAGUCACCACAGGUCAUGUUCAAGGUCUAGGGAACACUCUAGGGAUCAUGAUUGCCACAGGUGUGACCGAUACUAGAUGCAUGAAUGCUGCCCAAGAAGAAAAUGAAUACGAAACCGUUCUUGCUUAUGUAAGCCAACUUAUAUAGGGGAGUAGCAUUCCUCAGUUAUGUUAUUUGAUAGUUUGUCAUGUGGUUGUAUCAACAUGUUUAAGAGGGUAUUUGUUGUUUUUGGUUCCUAGAGACUAGGAAUUGAAUUCUAAACUUGUGGUUAAGAGCAUAAGUAAUUCUAUUACUAAACCAUAUGACUGAUGGUUAAGAGGGUGUUUGUUACUUGGUGAUGUGAGUUUGGUAUUCAUUAUCAUUGGAAAUGUAAGUUUGCUUGAUUUUACUAUUCCAAUUUCCAUGUCAGGCAAAUUUUCAGUUAAGUAUCGAAAAGGAGAAUUAAAAUAAUGAGGUUGAAUUUAU